GGUCGAUAGCGGUAAACAGUCGCACCGCACUCACGGUCUUCUUCCGUCGGUUUGUGUGCGUGCAUGUGGAUGUGGAUGAAUGGUAUGUGUGCUGGGCAGGAAUUUGGUAGAAUCCUUGUUAUUUUUUGGAAUAGCUGGAGUACGUGCGAAAGUGGGUGAGCGAAUAGUCUCCAUUCGUUCCGUUAGUCACCGACUGGGAGUGCUGGACGACGGUACCUCUGGAUGCACUUGUAGUCUGUAGUCGGUAGUCCGUGUGUUGAAGAACCCGUGUGGAUAUGCUUGGUUGAUUUUCUGCAAGGAUAUGCAAGUUUAACCGAACGUGUGAUUGCGAUGCUGUGAUUUUCGGUGGGUGAAAUAUUUGUGCCAUAUUCAAUAGAAUAUUUAGAGUGAAAAAAAAUCCCUAGUCAGACCAACAAAGAAGUGCAAAAGGCUAGCGAUUGUUCGUGCGCGUACGGUCCUUGCAUCCUGUUGAGUGUACGCGUGUGUUGGUGCCAAGUGAAAGUAUCCCUGCAGGGAAAACAAAGUCCGGAGUGCUCCAGUGCCCAGGUUGCGUGUGCUCAUCGCCAAGUGGAAACAAUUUGAAAGUGAAAAUCUUCUGGCCAGAAACAUUCCUCCUCCUCCGCCAGGAUGUCCAACAGCGUACAACUAUAUAAAUCGCGCACAUUUGUGCUGGUGUGGCAUUUGAUCGCCAUCGGCCAGUACUACUAUGCGAUCUACUUCGAUAGGUAUUUCGUCAAAAUCCCGGACGAUCUCAACAUACCGAAAAUGAUGCGGCCCACCGAGUACGGAGGACGGUCCAAGUUUCUGACAUACUGGUGUUUGAUCCUACAAGCCGUCUACUUUACGGUUUGCCUGGUCAAUGACUUCAUCGGUACCAAUGAGGUCGCACCACGCAAAACGCCGCUCAUCCGGAAACUCAAGGACUACAUGCUGGCCGCUUUCGCCUUCCCGGUGGCCCUCAACGUGGGAGUUACCUUUUGGACGCUGAUGGCCAUCGAUCGGGAGUUAGUCUUCCCCAAGGCACUGGAUGCCGUUUUCCCAGGCUGGCUCAACCAUGUGAUGCACACCAACAUCGUGAUCUUCAUGAUGCUGGAAAUCUGCACCAGCUUCCGGCAGUAUCCAUCCCGUAAGGCAGGCCUGGCCGGACUGGGCAUCUUUAUGACAUGCUACCUGACGUGGCUGCACAUCAUCCGUCACUUCGGUGGAAUCUGGGUCUAUCCGGUGUUGGACGUGCUGAAUCUACCGCAGCGUAUGGUGUUCUUCGCCGUCAGCCUGGGUUUCUCCGUUGGGCUGUAUCUGUUCGGGGAGUUCUUCAACAAUCUUAUCUGGACCAAGGAGCUGAAGCAACUCAAGGCCACCAGUGCCAAAAAUUGUGAAUUGGUACACCUGCCGGAAGGGGCCGUUUAACCAAUGUUGCUUGUAUUCUGUAGCAGUAAAAAAGGAAACUUCCAUUUAGAUGCAUUUUGAGCGCUAGUUGAGAGUCGAUUGCCUGUUCUGACACGUUAAGCUACACACUCGAAACCGAGAAUGACCAGUGUGGGAGCAAAGUUGUAGAACAGUUAAGACUUCGAAAACAAACAAAAAACUAUCAAUGACCAACUAGUUUAGCAGUGAUAGCUCAUGGUGAAUCAAACGUAGUAACGUAAAAGUUAAUCAAACCUAAAAAUGUAAAAGUAACAAACACACACACACACACACACAUAUAUACCUAAUCCUAAUCGUAAAUGCAAAAUCCACAAAUUCUAGCACCACCGUGGUCACCAGUUUAGUCGUAAUUCCUUGCGUUUAUCAUGCAUUGCAUCACCAGGCAUUUAUAAACAUCUCCAAAUCGAGGACAAGGAAUGAGUGAAAUUUAGAUGUGCAAUCAUAGCUACGCCCUUACACAUAAAAACAAAUCGGUAUUAGAUAGUAUCAAAAGUUUGCUUACUUUCAAUUCGGAGAGACCAAAAUUCAAAAAUAUAUACAUAUAUUCUAGUGAAAACACCAUUUAGACGUUCGAUUAGAAAAAAAAAAACCAGUAGCUAAUGCAUUUUAUUUAGAUGUCAAGUGAAGCGAUUUGCCUCCAAGUAAAAUUAACUAGUUUGGAGAUACACACAAGAAAAACAAAAACAAAAGUGUAAUGUUUUAGUACCGACUUUUCGGAGCUCAGUUUUGAAGACGAUGAUAUUUAGGUGUCAAACAACAGCCAGCAGUCAAAUUAAUAUUU
Ochlerotatus camptorhynchus is the source of this 2206-nucleotide messenger RNA. Its product is annotated as androgen-induced gene 1 protein-like. Gene Ontology annotation, cellular component: endomembrane system; membrane. NCBI's taxonomy places the organism in Eukaryota, Metazoa, Arthropoda, Insecta, Diptera, Culicidae. The record is from RefSeq and is a predicted model, not a curated record. The transcript has 4 exons. The coding region runs from base 628 to 1407 and encodes 259 amino acids.